AUGCUCACUGCGCAUGCGCGGCUCAGGGACACAGCGGAUCAUGGAAAGAGCCGAAGAUGUCGGCUCGGUCAUGUGAUCAGCUGUGUCCAAUCACAGCUGAUCACAUAAGUGCCACCUGUCAGUGCCCAUCAGUGCCACGUGCCAGUGCCCAUCAGUGCCACGUGCCAGUGCCCAUCAGUGCCACAUCAAUGCCACAUAUCAGUGCAUACCAGUGCACAUCAAUGCCACAUAUCAGUGCCUAUCUGAGUGUCUUUCAGUGUCACCCAUCAGUGCCAGUCAGUGCCACCUAUCAAUGCCAAUCAGUGCCACCUAUCAGUGCUGCCAAUCAGUGCCACCUAUCAGUGCCAGUCAGCAUUGCCUGUCAGUGCGCAUCAGUGCCAGUCAGUGCCACCUAUCAGUGCCAGUCAGUGCUGCCUAUUAGUGCCAGUCAGUGCCGCCUAACAGUG
Staurois parvus is the source of this 446-nucleotide messenger RNA. The record is from the annotation of a GenBank genome assembly. Lineage: Eukaryota; Metazoa; Chordata; Amphibia; Anura; Ranidae.